AUGGAGUACAUGGCUGUUGAUGUUGAAGGUGUUGUUCUCUCCUCUUUUGAAUGUGUUAUUAUCAAUGUGUAUGCUCCUGAUGAUACUGUGAGGAGAGGGAGAUUAUGGGAAAGUCCAAUAAACUUGAAAGCAUCUUUCCCUACGCCUUGGUGUGUAGGUGGUGAUUUUAAUGAAAUUAGAAGUUUGGGUGAUAGAGUGGGUUGUUCAAGAAGAGAUAGGGGUAUGAAAGACUUCAAUAAUUUCAUAGAUAGAUGUGAGUUGACUGAGACACAAAUGACGGAUAGGAAAUUCACUUGGUGCAAUGCAAUGGAUGGAAACAAAUGGAGUAAAAUUGAUAGAUUCCUACUUAGUCCUGAGUGGUUAGAAAGAUUCAAGCUCAAACUUUGGGGACUACCUAGACUUAUCUUUGAUCAUUGCCCUUUAGUGCUUUUGGAGGAUGAUAGGGACUGGGGACCCAAACCCUUUAAGUUCAUAAAUGUGUGGCUACUACAUCUUCAUUUUGCAUCGUUUCUGGUGAAAGUUUGGCAAGAGACACAAAUAAAUGGCAGAGCAGGUUUCAUAUUGCAUAGGAAAUUACAUGCAUUGAAGUUAGCAUUGAAGAAAUGGAGUGAAGAGGUGUUUGGUAAUGCCUCAGAAAAAAUUAAAGAAGCUGAGAGUCAGCUGCAUUCUUUGGAUCUAUUAGCUGAAGAUAGACCCCUGUUGGAAACAGAGUUGAAGUUAAAAAGAGAGGUAAGAAGUGAAAUGUAG
This is a messenger RNA of Camellia sinensis, 747 nucleotides long. The record is from RefSeq and is a predicted model, not a curated record. NCBI's taxonomy places the organism in Eukaryota, Viridiplantae, Streptophyta, Magnoliopsida, Ericales, Theaceae.